AUGGCGUUCUCAACUGUGUUACUGGACAUCGAAGGCACUGUUUGUCCUAUUUCUUUUGUCAAAGAAACCCUAUUCCCGUAUUUUCUUCAACAGGUUGAUUCGCUUACACAGUCGAGAGAACCGCAGGUGCAAGAUUUGCUGAGUCAAUUCAAAGUUGAAGAUGUUAAAGCUCACAUUCGCGACUUAGUGGCUCGCGAUGUGAAGGAUCCAAUUUUGAAACAAUUGCAAGGCGUUAUUUGGCAGCAUGGAUACGCUAGUGGUCAAAUAACGGCGCCAGUCUACGCCGAUGCUAUCAAUUUCAUUAAAAGUACCAACAAGCCGGUGUAUAUUUACUCAAGUGGAUCCGUUAAAGCGCAGCAAUUGUUAUUCCAGUAUGUGCGUGGUUCAGACAAAGCUAUUGAUCUUCGCCCAGAAAUAAUGGGUUAUUACGAUAUCAACACGUCAGGUGUAAAAACAAAAAGCGAGUCUUACCGCAAUAUUGCUCGAGACAUUGGAUGCGAUCCCAACGACAUACUAUUUAUCAGUGAUAAUGUCUUGGAACUCGAGGCUGCCCAAAAAGCAGGCCUAAAAUCAAAAUUAGCAAUCAGGCCUGGCAAUUAUCCAGUGGAAGAUCUGUCUGCUUACGACACGAUCAGCGAUUUUGCUCAACUGUAA
This is a messenger RNA of Lachancea nothofagi CBS 11611, 654 nucleotides long. The record is from the annotation of a GenBank genome assembly. Lineage: Eukaryota; Fungi; Ascomycota; Saccharomycetes; Saccharomycetales; Saccharomycetaceae.